GGCGAGGAGGGAAGGUCAAAUGGCGGCGCUGCUGGGCAGGCUUUUUUCUUUGGCCCCGGCGGCCAGCAGGCAGCUUCCUCCGCUGAGUAUGGUUGCAGUGAGGUUUGCAUCAAAGAAAUCUGGAGGCAGCUCCAAAAAUCUUGGAGGGAAAAGUCCUGGGAAACGCUAUGGGCCCAAAAAACUGGAGGGAGCAUUUGUCCAUGCAGGCAACAUAUUGGCAACGCAGCGACUGAUUCGCUGGCACCCAGGGGCUCAUGUAGGGAUUGGCCGCAACAAGUGGCUGUAUGCGAUUGAAGAUGGGAUUGUACGAUACACCAAGGAAGUCUACAUACCGCCUCCCCGAGGCACGGAGAGCAGAGAGGUGAUUUGCCAAUUACCCAAAGGAGCUGUGCUGUAUAAGACAUUCAUCAACGUCGUCCCCACGGCAGAGGUGGGGAGUUUCAAGUUGGUCAACAUGCUCUGAGACUUUUCAUGCCUCGCAGCAGGGUGGCGAGAAAAUGCGGACAUGGAUUUGAGCCCCGGCACAAACAACGCUGGGAAGGCUGCUGUCGUUCUGAGUGACUUUCGUUCAGUCGCCUGCUGUUGGGGGACGUUUGGAAGGGUAGUAACGCUUGGGACACCCAUGGUAUUAUAUGGAUAUGCUUUUGGGGGCUCCUCUGAUGCACGGCCAGUGAAAUAAAUAUUGUCAAAGGUGGUUUUCCAAAA
Elgaria multicarinata webbii is the source of this 705-nucleotide messenger RNA. RefSeq names its product mitochondrial ribosomal protein L27 (gene MRPL27). The record is from RefSeq and is a predicted model, not a curated record. The coding region runs from base 20 to 463 and encodes 147 amino acids. Gene Ontology annotation, cellular component: ribosome; mitochondrial large ribosomal subunit. Gene Ontology annotation, molecular function: structural constituent of ribosome. The transcript has 4 exons. Gene Ontology annotation, biological process: translation. NCBI's taxonomy places the organism in Eukaryota, Metazoa, Chordata, Lepidosauria, Squamata, Anguidae.